This is a messenger RNA of Gadus morhua (Atlantic cod), 3676 nucleotides long. It is a transcript of the gene gucy1a1, whose product is annotated as guanylate cyclase 1 soluble subunit alpha 1. The record is from RefSeq and is a predicted model, not a curated record. Gene Ontology annotation, cellular component: guanylate cyclase complex, soluble. Gene Ontology annotation, biological process: response to oxygen levels; cGMP biosynthetic process. Lineage: Eukaryota; Metazoa; Chordata; Actinopteri; Gadiformes; Gadidae. The coding region runs from base 433 to 2577 and encodes 714 amino acids. Gene Ontology annotation, molecular function: heme binding; guanylate cyclase activity. The transcript has 8 exons.
UGACCAAGAUUUGUAAUCGCGCAUGUAAUCGCAGUUAAAGCUUUUACGCUGGCGGCCAAUUUGUUACCAGACAGCGCAAUACGCGCACAGUCCCCAGAAAAAAAAGCACUUCAGUCUGCAGCUGAUAGGUUGUCAGCCUCUACCAACCUACUUGCGCAUCGAUUGGUCCACCCGGUUCUUCACUAGGUUCUCAUUGGCUUUUCAUGAUGGUAGUUCACUGUCGCCACAUGCUCGUUUACUUUAGAAUGAAUACAGAUUUGGGGAUUUUUUCGUUGGUCAUUUGAAUCAGGAGUCAGAGCGCCAGGGACUCGGAGCAUCGCUUGGCCACACCGCUGAAGAGAGAAUGAUGGAAUUUCGUUUCGGCAGCACAGUGGCCUGAGGAUAAUUAUCUGCCAUCUGAGAUUAAAGAAAAAAGAGAUACGUAGGGUAAAGAUGUUUUGCACGAAGCUGAAAGAUCUGAACAUUUCUGGAGAGUGUCCAUUCUCCAGCCUCGCCAAGAAGAGUGAGUCUGGAGACUUUGAGGAUUGCUCCAGUGACGCCGCGGAUAUAUUGCCUAUUUCUAAGGAUGUGCCAGAGAAAAGCGGCGAAGAUCUACCCCCUCAGAGACUAUCCAGAUUGAAAGUUAACCUUCAUUCACUUGGAGAAAGCAUCCAAAAACUGGCUAAUCCCGAGUUUCAAAGACUGCACACUGCUCUCGAUCGAAUAGUGAAUCCUAAAAUACACACGAGAGACAACGAAAGCCUAGAAACAUGCCCAUGCUCUUGUGACAAACCAGAACAUCUACUACACAUAAUGACGGAGUACUCCACCAAAACAGGGAUCCCAAUGGAGGCGGUGCAAGAGGCGUUGGGGGAGGAGCUCUUCCGGAUGUGCUACGAGGAGGACGGCCACGUGCUGCGGGUGGUCGGCGGCGCCCUCCACGACUUCCUCAACAGCUUCAACGUCCUGCUGAGACAGAGCAGCGGCGGGUCCAAACGGUCGCGCUCCGACUCUGACGCCGCCGCCGCCGCCGCCGGCCCGGGGGGCUCAGCCCGCCACGAACCCUCGGUGCUGUGCCUGGACAAGGACCCGGGCCUGCUCACCGUGUACUACUUCAACCCCCAGCCCAUCACGGAGCUCUUCUUCCCUGGCGUGAUCCGCGCGGCCGCCCGGGUGCUGUACCACACCGGCGUGGAGGUGGUGCUCACGGACCCGGCGGGGGCCGGCAAGGACUGCAUCCUGCAGGCCAGCCCCCAGCACAGCCUGCGCUACACUGUGGUGGUGAAGGACACCCGGAGCCUCAGCCCCAGCCCGCUGAGGGCCACCUCGGCCGGGACCUUCCCCAGCUCCCUGUUCUGCACCACCUUCCCCUUCCACCUGCUGCUGGACCAGGACCUGCUGCUGCUGCAGAUCGGACACGGCCUCCGCAAGAGGCUCUCCCGCAAGGAGGGCCCGCCCAGGAGGGUCUCCUCCUUCCACGAGCACUUCUGCAUCGUGUCGCCCCAGAUCCGGUGCUCCUUCCAGGGCAUCCUGACCAUGCUGAACACACAGUUCAUCAUCCGGAUCAGGCACACGGACGGCUGCAGCGCGGACGGCAAAGGGAAGCCGAUGGACCUGAAGGGCCAGAUGAUCUUUGUGUCCGAGUCCAACGCCGUCCUCUUCCUGGGCUCCCCGUGCGUGGACAAGCUGGAGGAGCUGACGGGGCGCGGCCUGUACCUCUCCGACAUCCCCAUCCACAACGCCCUGCGCGACGUGGUGCUGGUCGGGGAGCAGGCCAAGGCCCAGGACGGCCUGAAGAAGCGCCUGGGGAAGGCCAAGACGGCGCUGGAGCACGCCCACCAAGCCCUGGAGGAGGAGAAGAAGAGGACGGUGGACCUCCUGUUCACCAUCUUCCCGGGCACCGUGGCCCAGGAGCUGUGGCAGGGCCACACGGUGCCGGCCAAGAAGUUUGACCGCGUCACCAUGCUGUUCUCCGACAUCGUGGGCUUCACGGCCGUGUGCUCGCGCUGCACGCCCAUGCAGGUGGUUACCAUGCUGAACGAGCUCUACACUCGCUUUGACCACCAGUGUGGGGAGCUGGACGUGUACAAGGUAGAGACUAUUGGCGAUGCUUACUGUGUAGCAGGUGGCUUGCACAAGGAAAGCGAGAUGCACGCGUUCCAAAUAGCACGCAUGGCGUUGAAGAUGAUGGAGCUAUCCAACGACGUUAGGACUCCCACGGGAGAUACCAUUCAGAUGCGUAUCGGCCUCCACACGGGGUCGGUGCUGGCCGGCGUGGUCGGGGUCAAGAUGCCGCGCUAUUGCCUGUUCGGCAACAACGUAACAUUGGCCAACAAGUUUGAAUCUGGAAGCCAACCGAGUAAAAUCAACGUCAGCCCCACUACUUACGGACUGCUGAAGGACUGCCAGGGGUUUGUCUUCAUUCCAAGGAGCCGACAGGACCUUCCGGCCAAUUUUCCAGACGAUAUCCCUGGUGUUUGUUACUUUCUGGAGCCCUCUGAUAAUAUCCCCGGCGGCGGCGGUGAUGUUAUGAAUGACUGUCUGCAGAAAGAGCUGGAGCACAACACCACCACCACCACCACAACCACUACAAACUGAAACUGAAACUGAAACUAGCAAAUUAACUAUUAAUGAAUUCCGAGUAUGUGUUUUUCAGUUUUUUGUUUUGGAGCUACCAAUUAGACGAGGGUGUUUAUAUUUUAAAGCAUUGGUAUAGGUUUGUUGUUUUAAUAACUUGUAGAACUGUAUGUACAGUCCGUAGAGAGAGAGAGAGAGAGAGAGAGAGAGAGAGAGAGAGAGAGAGAGAGAGAGAGAGAGAGAGAGAGAGAGAGAGAGAGAGAGAGAGAGAGAAUUUAAAUUAAACACAACCUCUUUGUGAUCAUCAUCAUGGCUGCCAUCAAGAAGAAGGAUAUCUUGAAGUUAUUUUUAUUCCUUAACGUAGUCAACCAUGAAUAUGAAGUGCAAAAAAGCAGGUCAAGUGUCGUAUUUUGUCAUUUGACAUGCAUCUAUUUAAAAAAAAACAUCUCUUGUCAAAUAUUGUAUUGUCACAAAAUCCCUAAAGAAUCCAGAACUGAUCUCUAAAUAUAGAGGACCAGGAAAUAUAAUAACUACAUUUCCUGUGAAAGUGAACAUUUGGAUAGAUUUAGGGGUUCACCCAUGACCAUUACAUUCCAGUAUUCACGUUUCCUUUCCUCUGCAAGUUGACGCAGAACAGAUAAACUCAAGGUGCCUUAUGGGAAAUGUCAGCUGUAGCAUGGGACAAACACACCCCUUCCUCUUUGUAUUACUGUAUACGUGCAUUUUCUAUUCUUCAUAGCUAGGGAUAAGGCUAAUGCAUUGUGUACAUUAACCCUUGUGAUACAUAUGUAUAAAUGUCAAGUAUAUGUUUUUCAACGUUUUUGUUGUUUUUACAGCACAGUAUGCAUUCUUAAACUCAUGUUUAAAAGAUCCAAAUCAUUCCAAAAUACACACCCUAGGCACAAUAUAUAUAUAUGUAUAUAUAUAUAUACAUAUAUAUAUGUGUGUGUGUAUGUGUCCUAGUGUGUUUUUGUAAUUGUGUAAGUGCACAUUUUCCAAAAACAUACGACAACCACACAGAAGAAAACAAUGAAUGUUAUAAGACGUGUAUGGAAUUUAAAGUAUUAAUAUUAUUAUAGUUUGUAAUGUAAUCAAAGCACAAUAAAUAUUACAAUGACAA